Messenger RNA from Pyrenophora tritici-repentis Pt-1C-BFP, 489 nucleotides. RefSeq lists its product as uncharacterized. The record is from RefSeq and is a predicted model, not a curated record. Lineage: Eukaryota; Fungi; Ascomycota; Dothideomycetes; Pleosporales; Pleosporaceae.
AUGAGAUUCAACGCCGUUAUCGCCUCCGCCAUUCUGGCGUUCACCGUCUCCGGUGCUGCCAUUCCAGCACCCGCUGAAACUACCACCCCCACCAUCGUCGAGGAGCCGGCGUCGAUCGAGGUUUCUCUUGAGGAUGAAGUCGAAAAGCGUUCUUGGACACAGAAGCGUCCUUACGGAAUGCCCGUUGGCAAGCGUGAAGCUGAAGCCGAUGCCCGAGUCACCUGGACCCAACAUCGCCCCUACGGAAUGCCCGUUGGAAAACGUGAGGCAGAGGCAGAGGCAGACCCUGAGGCCAGGAUAACUUGGACUCAGCACCGCCCCUACGGCAUGCCUGUCGGCAAGCGUGAGGCAGACGCAGACGCAGAGGCCAGUUGGACUCAGAAGCGCCCUUAUGGUAUGCCAGUCGGAAAACGCGAGGCAGAGGCCAGUUGGAGACAAAAGCGUCCCUACGGAAUGCCUGUCGGCAAGCGUGAGGCUGACGAGCAGUAA